AUGAGUGACGAGGAGCGUGUGUCGCGGCAGAGGUCGCUGAAGGAGAUCGAGGGCAUGAUUCCGGACCCCAAGUACGACGAUAUCAUCGACGUGACGCCACCGGGAGAGUUGGAGGACGAGGGCAGCUACUGGGACGGGCCCGGCCACGACCCAGUCAACUCCUCCCAGCCGUGGGAGGGCGUCGACAUCAGCACGGUGCUCAUCGGCGGGCCCCUCCUCGACGACGCGGACCUGCCGACGAUCGAAGAGGCCGCCGAGAAGGGCGUCGACCCCGACACGUGGGCGUACCUCAUGGACGGCGUGCGGUUCGCGACGGACGCGCGGCGGCGGUUCGAGAUUGACCGCGCGCAGCAGGCUGCCAUGGAGAUCCACCACACGCAGAUGGAGCGCAGCGUGAACCGGUACCUCACGGCGCUCAAGUUCUCCCAGGUCCUCCAGGACGUGGAGCAGGAGGAGCACCGCGGCGGCACCCCGCACCCCCUGCCCUCCUUCAUCCGCGCGCACUUCAAGCUCGAGAAGGAGUUCGACGACUGGAACCAGCGCGUGGCGGAGACGAUGCUGGCGGCGGAGUCGGACGUCAAGGCGCAGGAGCAGCGCGACGUGAUGGACCAGUUCAACGACGUCUACAUGGGCGACAAGGACAUGCUGCCCGCGGGGAUGAUGGGGGAGUCCUGGGCGGCGAGCGUCGAGGCCGGCGCGCGCGACGAGGGGCGCGACGACGAGCAGCUGCUGCUCGGGGACAUUCUGCGGCCCGCGGCGGCCGGGGAGGCCGGCCUGGAGGACGGGGAGCUGGCGGACUGGAUGGCGCAGGCGGGGGUGAAGGCGGAGGUGGGCGAGGAGGAGGGCGCGGCGGAGGAGGCGGCGCGCGGGGCGGGGCAGGGGUCGGACGCGCUGUCGGACAAGCUGCUGACGGACGUGCUGGAGGAGCUGGACAUGGAUCUGGCAGAGCUGGGGGACCUGUCGGAGCUCGACGCGUAG
This is a messenger RNA of Pedinophyceae sp. YPF-701, 978 nucleotides long. The record is from the annotation of a GenBank genome assembly. Lineage: Eukaryota; Viridiplantae; Chlorophyta; Pedinophyceae.